UCAUUAUUCCCAUGCAUCAACUUGUUCCUUUGAUUGUUAGAUUGAAAGAAUGGGCAAAAAGGAUGAGGGAUGUGCCAUAGGAAUCGACCUUGGAACCACCUACUCGUGUGUUGCAGUUUGGAAUGAUCAACAACGCAGAGUGGACAUCAUUCACAAUGAACAAGGCAACCCAAUUACUCCAUCCUAUGUUGCUUUCACAGAUGAUCAAAGGUUAAUUGGUUUAGCUGCUAAGAAUCAGGCUGCUACAAACCCUGAGAACACUGUUUUUGAUGCUAAGAGGUUGAUUGGUAGGAAGUACAGUGAUCCCAUUAUAAAAAAUGAUAUGAUGUUAUGGCCAUUCAAGGUUAUUGCGGGUGUUGAUGACAAACCCAUGAUUGUUGUUAAGUAUCACGGUAAGGAGAAGCAUCUUUUUGCUGAAGAAAUAUCAUCCAUGGUUCUCACAAAGAUGUGCGAAAUUGCUGAGACAUAUCUGGAGUCACCUGUUAAGAAUGCAGUUAUCACUGUACCUGCUUAUUUCAAUGACUCUCAGCGCAAAGCUACCAUAGAUGCGGGUACCAUUGCUGGUCUCAAUGUUAAGCGGAUAAUCAAUGAACCUACAGCUGCAGCUAUUGCGUAUGGCCUUGACAAGAGAAGUGAUUGUAAGAAACCGCGAAAUAUAUUCAUCUUUGACCUUGGUGGUGGUACUUUUGAUGUGUCUCUCCUUUCAAUUAAAGGUAAGGACUUCAAAGUUAAAGCCACUGCAGGAAAUACUCACUUAGGUGGAGAGGAUUUCGAUAAUAGAAUGGUGAACUACUUUGUAGAGGAGUUCAAAAGGAAGAGCAAAUUGGAUAUUAGUGGAAAUCCUAAAGCCCUGAGGAGGUUGAGAAGUGCUUGCGAGAGGGCCAAAAGGACACUCUCAUCGACUACAUGUACCACAGUUGAGGUAGAUUGUUUGUAUCAGGGCAUUGAUUUCUGUUCCUCAAUCACUCGUGCAAGGUUUGAGGAACUUAACAUGGACAUGUUUAGAGAAUGUAUAGAAACAGUGGAUAGGUGCCUCAAUGAUGCUAAGAUGGACAAGAGUAGUGUAGAUGAUGUUGUCCUUGUUGGUGGCUCGUCUAGGAUUCCCAAAGUGCAGGAGUUAUUGCAGGAAUUUUUCAAGGGGAAGGAUCUCUGCAAGAGCAUCAACCCUGAUGAGGCUGUUGCUUAUGGUGCUGCUGUCCAAGCUGCUUUGCUGAGUGGAAGCAUUAAGAAUGUCCCAAACCUGGUGCUUUCCGAUGUUACACCGCUGUCUCUUGGUACAUCACUAAAAGGAGAUAUCAUGAGUGUGGUGAUUCCUAGGAAUACUACCAUUCCUGUCAAGAAGACAAAGGGUUACAUGACAGUGAAAGAUAACCAAACCAGUGUCUUGAUUGCGGUUUAUGAGGGUGAGAGAGCAAUAGCCAGUGAUAACAAUUUGUUGGGUUCCUUUGUUCUUUCCGGCAUUCCUCGUGCUCCUCGCGGAAAUGGUCAUGAUAUAUGCUUUGCUAUCGAUGAAAAUGGGGUUCUAACUGUUUCCGCUAAGGAACAAACCACUGGCAGUAAGAAUGAGAUCACCAUAACCAAUGACAAAGGGAGGCUGUCGACCCAAGAAAUUAAGAGAUUGGUUCAAGAAGCUGAGAGUUACCUGGCUGAAGACAAGCAAUUCCUUAGGAAGGCCAAUGCAAUGAAUUCUUUGGAUGAUUACAUUUACAAGAUGAAGAAAGCCUUGAAGAAUGAUUGUAUUAAUUUAAAGCUUAGCUCAAAAGAAAAGGAGAAGAUCAGUUCUGCAAUCACAAAGGCUACAAGUUUGCUUGAUGGUGGUAAUAAUAAGGCAUAUGAAAUACAGGUGCUUGAGGAUUAUGUAAAGGAGCUUGAGAUCAUGUUUAAGCCCAUUAUAGCCAAGAUUGACUUGUUCUCUUCAUUUUAUUAGAGCUUUGCUUGUACUGACUAGUCAUUUUGUCUAUGAUAACAAAUACUUUUAUUAUAAUAUUAUUAGGAAUUAGUUUUAGUUUAUAUAAAUAUUUAGUGGACAUGUUUAAAUGGUUGACUUAGACAUUCAACAAUGUUUUAUGAAUUUGCUUGUGCUGACAGUAUUUGGCCCUCUGCCAUAAACAAUCCUUAGCUUCAAGUCAAUCAUUUUUAUGCUAUGAAAAUACAUGACAGUG
Lotus japonicus is the source of this 2162-nucleotide messenger RNA. RefSeq names its product heat shock cognate 70 kDa protein-like. Bases 50 to 1927 code for a protein of 625 amino acids. Gene Ontology annotation, biological process: protein refolding; cellular response to unfolded protein. The record is from RefSeq and is a predicted model, not a curated record. Gene Ontology annotation, cellular component: cytoplasm. NCBI's taxonomy places the organism in Eukaryota, Viridiplantae, Streptophyta, Magnoliopsida, Fabales, Fabaceae. The transcript is spliced from 2 exons. Gene Ontology annotation, molecular function: ATP-dependent protein folding chaperone; ATP binding; ATP hydrolysis activity.